AGCAUGUUGACAAUGGUACCGUAAGGCGUAUGGCACCAGGAGCUCAACCCAUGCUGACAUUGACUCGUGAUGAAUCGCAUAUGUUGCUGUUGUGGAGAAAGAUCCAAAAAGGAUGCUACUGCGGCAAUGUAUGACGUGAGGGAAGGCUUCACCACCUUCGACAAGAACCAGGACGGUCUGAUCACCGUGGACGAGAUCUGCCAGACCUUCAAGGAGAUGGAGAUGCCGAUCUCAACUGAUGACGCCCUGAUGCUGCUCACGGAGUUUGAUACUAACGGGGACGGGAAACUUGACUUCAACGAGUUCGUGGCGUUCAUGAAGAAAUACAUACGUACCAGUGGCGACAACGGAUCAUUGUCCAUGUUUUUUCAUUUUGAUCGCGACGGCGACGGCUACAUUACAGUACAGGAGUUUCGGGAGUCGAUGAAGAUGUUAGGUUUGUAUCUGUCAGUGGCUGAGACUGAGGAUAUGUUGUCGCCGUUCUUCAAAGACGACGAGAGGAAACUCUGCUACGACGACUUCCACAUUCUGAUGCAGCGGUUUAUAUGAGACCACGCCCACGUCCCCCUCCCUGCUAGAGACCUGCACCCUGGGGCCUUGACUAUGUUGCUGGAGUAUGUGUGCUGUCGUAUGGUGGUGUAUGUGUGUGACUGUGUGAUAGACAGUGUGUGAUAGUUUUAGUAUCGUGUAUGAAUGUAUGCAUGAGUUUCUUUCGUUUAGAAA
Molecule: messenger RNA, 723 nt
Organism: Physella acuta
Lineage: Eukaryota; Metazoa; Mollusca; Gastropoda; Physidae
Product: calmodulin-4-like
Molecular function (GO): calcium ion binding
Source: RefSeq, a predicted model, not a curated record